Messenger RNA from Odobenus rosmarus divergens (Pacific walrus), 5544 nucleotides. It is a transcript of the gene ATAD5, whose product is annotated as ATPase family, AAA domain containing 5. The coding region runs from base 1 to 5544 and encodes 1847 amino acids. Gene Ontology annotation, molecular function: DNA binding; ATP hydrolysis activity; ATP binding. The transcript has 23 exons. The record is from RefSeq and is a predicted model, not a curated record. NCBI's taxonomy places the organism in Eukaryota, Metazoa, Chordata, Mammalia, Carnivora, Odobenidae. Gene Ontology annotation, cellular component: nucleus.
AUGGUGGGGGUCCUGGCCAUGGCGGCGGCAGCUGCUCCCCCUCCGGUGAAGGACUACGAGAUUGAGGCAUGCAAAAGGCGAAGGAAAGAUGAUGACAGAUCUUCCUGCAAAACGAUUACAAAAUAUUUAUCACCAAUAGGGAAGACUGGAGACAGUGUUUUCUCUCCACCAAAAUCCAGUAAUAUUCUGGAUUAUUUUAGAAAGACUUCCCCCACAAAUGAAAAGACACAGUCAGCAAAAGAGUGCAAGAUAAAGUCACCUGCACCAUUGCCUGCUGACAGUGGCAAACACUGUAAAACGUCUUUGGAAGUGUUCUCAAAUCUAGAGUUUAAGAAGAGAGGAAAGAGAGUUAAUUUAUCUCAUCGACUAAAUAGUGUUAAAACUGAAAAUGAAUCUCCAAUUAAAAUUAGUAGUGUUGGUAGCAAAGAAGACACUAGUCUAAAUAAUGAUUUUAUAGAAAGUAGUACUUCUGUGUUACUCUGCAAGAAACAUGUGGAGGUACUUGCAGAAAGUAUUCAAGAUAAAAAACACUCAAGCACUAUGACCUCCAUAAAAAACUCUAAGAAAGUGAAUCCUAAACAAAGGAUCACAAAAAAUGAUUGCAGAAAAAUGAGAAAAAGGAAGCACAGGGAUAUAAUAGAUCUAUCUGAAAGCAUACCAUGGGCUGAGGAGCUAAAUCUCCAUCAGAAAGAUGGUAAAGAUAGGAAACAGAUAACGCCUUCCCUAACUAAUGAGAUCGAGAGUACUGCAAAUGACUCCAGAGGUGAUAAAACUAAAACAGCCCACUUAAAUGAUAGUACAAUUACAGUCUCCUAUGAGGAAUUUUUAAAAAGUCACAAGGAAAAUAAAGCAGAACACAUACCAGACUCUACAAUGUCAAUUUGUAUUCCCUCUGAAACUGUUGAAGAUAUGGUCAAAAGUGGUUGUAUAAGUGACCCAGGAACCUGUGAAAUUUCCCAACAUGUACGCUAUAAGACAGUUACUGUUCUUGCGCAAGUUCACCCUAUUCCCCCCAGAAAGACAAGGAAAAUACCCUCCAUUUUCUUGAAACAGAAGCAGUUGGAAAUGGAAAAUAGUCUGUCUGAUCCUGAGAAUGAGCAGACUGUUCAGAAAAGAAAAUCUAACGUUGUCAUACAGGAGGAAGAGUUAGAAUUGGCAGUGCUGGAAGCUGGAAAUGCUGAGGCCGUGAAACCGAAAUGCACCCUAGAAGAAAGACAGCAGUUUAUGAAAGCAUUUAGGCAGCCGGCAUCCGAUGUACUUAAAAAUGGAGUCAGAAAGUCUUCUGAGAAGCAGAAAGAGCUCAAUGAAAAAUCUUUAAACGAGGAAGGAAGACACAAUAAUUCUAAAAAAAUCAUGGAAAAUCCUAACAUUCAGGUGGUUUCAAAUGAUGGCAGUUCACCGUCACACACUGAGAAAGGAAGUUUUCCUAACGAGAAAAGUAAAAAGCUGAAGAAAAAGGAUAAGAAAAUGUUAGGUACUGGUAUUACUCCAGGUGAAAAUAGACGGGGAAAUAUUCAAAAGAAAGCAGCAACUUUUUCCUUUAGAGAUAAACAGAAUCAAAAUAGACUUAGAAUGAGUUUAAGACAAAAGAAAACAGAAGUUUUCAAAAACAGCACAUUAUUUAACAGUGAAAGUCUUAUUUGUAAAGAUUUAGCAAAUGAUGACCUUCUAAAGAUUUCCUCUCAGUGUAACAAAAAGUCUUCAAGAAAGACCAGCAUACCAGUUAAGGAUAAGGUUAUACAUUCUAAAGCUGAAACUGAACACAGUUUAAUAAAUGUUUCCACACCCAAGCCAACCAGAAGAUCUGUAAGAACCAGCAGUAUACCUACUACAAUAGUCCUUAGCGGUACCGAUUCUGAAGAUGGUAGUCCAGCAAAGGCUUCCACUCCAAAAGCAGCCAACUUACUAGAAAAGCACAGUUUAUAUACAGCAGAAUUAAUAACAGUACCUUCUGAUUCAGAGAGCCCUAUUAGAAUGAAAUUCACCAGAAUUAGUACUCCUAAGAAAUCUAAGAAAAAAUCUAAGAAAAGAUGUGAGAAAUCUGAAGCAACUGAUGGAGAUUUUACUUCUCAGACUAGAAAGGCAAGCAGUGCUUCCAAAAAUGUAUCUAAAGCAAAACAAUUGAUUGAAAAAGCAAAAGCUUUACACAUUAGUAGGUCAAAAGCUACUGAAGAAAUAGUGAUACCCUUGAGACGUUCAUCUAGACAUCAGACACUUCCUGAAAGGAAGCAAUUGUCAGAAACAGAAGACUCUGUAAUAAUAAUCGAUUCAAAUCCUACUUCUUUAAAGCAUCCUGAGAAAAAUCAGAAGAAACUUCAGUGUCUGAAUGAUGUGCUAGGAAAAAAACUAAACAAGACUCCUAAAAAUGUACCUGGGAAAAUGAAAGUUGCUCCUUUAUUUCUUACCAGAAAGGCUCAAAAAACAGCUGAUCCUAUUCUUGGUUUUGAUGAAAGCAGUCAAGAUACAUCCGAAAAGUCUCAGGAUUAUGAUGUGCAGUUUAAAGCAAAGCGUGACUUUCUAAUGAGUGGGUUGCCGGAUUUGCUGAAACGCCAGAUUGCAAAGAAAGCUGCUGCGUUAGAUGCGUACAGUGCAGUGAGUGCUGGUUUCCAGAGAGUCGUCCACGUACGACAAAAAGAUGAUGGAUCCCAUUUGUGGCAUUUGAAACCACCUACUUGCUCUCUCUUAACCAAACUUAAAGAACUGAAUACUAAAGUACUAGAUCUCUCAAAAUGUGUUCUUGCUCUUGGUGAAUUUUCAACAUUGAAUUCAAAUUCUAAAAGUACUAAGUCUGCUGUUGGGUUUGUGGAAAGAAGGAAAGAUUUGACUGAAGAAGUAAGAAAUCUUUUGCUGGAGGAAAUUAGGUGGUCAAAUCCUGAAUUUUCUUUGAGGAAAUAUUUUUCUUUGCUUCUAAAAAAACGAAGUGAGCACCAGGUGCUUUCUGAGUGUCAUCAUAAACAAGAAAGUCCACAACGAGAGCCCAGUGUCAACCAAAAAGAAAGCAAAAGGAAACGAGUGGAAACGGAAAUUCAUAAGUCAAAAAGAAAGAAACCAAAUGAGUAUUCACAAAGUCCAAAAAAGAUAAAUGGGAAACCAGAAGAGCUUGACAAAAGAAACAACUCCACUGGGAUAAAGCUAGACUCUUGUAAAGAUUCUGGAACUGAAGACAUGCUUUGGACAGAAAAGUAUCAACCUCAGAACUCCAGUGAACUCAUAGGCAAUGAGCUAGCUAUAAAAAAGUUACAUAGUUGGUUGAAAGACUGGAAGAGGAGAGCUGAAUUGGAAGAAAGACAAAACUUGAAGGGAAAAAAAGAUGAGAAACAGGAAGGUCUGUCGGACAGCAUAGAUUUUAAAGGCAGUUCAGAUGAUGAAGAAGAGACUCGCCUUUGCAAUACUGUUCUUAUAACAGGGCCAACAGGAGUGGGAAAAACGGCGGCAGUGUAUGCUUGUGCUCAGGAACUUGGAUUCAAGAUAUUUGAAGUCAAUGCGUCUUCUCAGCGCAGUGGUAGACAAAUUCUAUCUCAACUGAAGGAAGCUACUCAGUCCCAUCAAGUGGACAAGCAAGGUGUAAACUCUCAAAAACCUUGUUUUUUUAAUAGUUACAACCUAGGCAAGUCACCAAAAAAAUUAAGCUCCCCUAAGAAAGUUGUUACAUCACCAAGGAAACUUCCUCCACCGUCACCACAAACUAGCGUACCAAAGCGAACACUUCCACCUAAAACUUUGGCAAAUUAUUUUAAAGUGUCUUCCAAGCCAAAAAAUAAUGAAGAAGUAGUACUUCCGGAAAAUAAUAAAGGAAUAAAAAACUCUUGUGAACAAAAACCAAUUAUUCAGACUAAAUCUACAAACACAACUAAGUCAAAUGUCAAAGGAUUUGGAGCUGAGGAACCCAACAGGAAAAAUGCAACAUCUCUCAUUCUUUUUGAGGAGGUUGAUGUUAUUUUUGAAGAAGAUGCUGGGUUUUUGAAUGCAGUCAAAACAUUCAUGGCAACAACUAAAAGACCUGUGAUCCUUACUACUAGUGAUCCAACAUUUAGUUUAAUGUUUGAUGGCUGCUUUGAAGAAAUUAAUUUCAGUACUCCUUCGCUUCUAAAUGUUGCCAGCUACCUACAGAUGAUCUGCUUGGCUGAGAACUUUAGAACUGAUGUGAAAGACUUUGUAACAUUGUUAACUGCAAAUACUUGUGAUAUCAGAAAAAGUAUCCUUUACUUACAAUUCUGGAUUAGAAGUGGAGGUGGAUUUUUAGAAGAAAGGCCAUUAUCCCUUUGUCGAGGAAAUAGCAGAAACAUUCAACUUGUUUGCUCUGAAGAUGGCCCUGAUUCCAAAAAUAAACCUAAAAAUACUAAAAGGAGUCCUAUAGACCUUCCCAAAUGUGACAUUGGCUGUGUUGAGACCUUGUUUGGCCUUAAAAACAUUUUUUCCCCAUCUGAAGAUUUAUUUUCAUUUCUAAAGCACAAAGUCAGAACAAAGGAAGAAUGGCAUCAGUUCAUCCAGCUUCUUACAGAAUUCCGAAUGCAGAAUGUAGAUUUCUUAUAUAGUAAUCUUGAGUUCAUUCUACCACUACCUGUAAGGAUCAUUCCAGAAACAGAAAACUUUUGUGGUGCAUCAGUAAGUGUGGACACCAGGGCAGCAACAAAAAAUAUGAAAUGUCUUGCUAGGAAACAUUCUGAAGGAGAGAAGCCAUUGAAAAAGCCACAAAAAAAGAAACAAAAGAAAAAGAUGGUAACUCUAGAUGAUAGUGACUUAUUUGACACUGAAUUGGACUUCUCUAAUGAAUUUCUUAGCCUUUCCCCUGCGUCUUCCUCCUCAAAUUCAGAAGAAAGCAAAGCCAGAGACAAAGAAAGGAAUCCAGAGACAAAGAAACUGAACAAAUGUUUAGAGUCUAACAUGGAAUCUACUCCUUGUCCUCCUAAAACACCAGCAGAAAAGAAAUGUUCUGCCCUUGUUUCUCACUGUUUAAAUUCUCUCACUGAGUUCAUGGAUAACAUGUCCUUCUUAGAUGCUCUUUUAACUGAUGUAGAACAAAAGGAAUUUGGUCAAAAUGACUUCAGUUGGACAAAUGUGAAAAGCGGACUUUGUGAUGAGUUUAGUCUGGAGGCCAGUGAUGGAUGGACUUCCCAGAGCUCUGGAGAAUUAAAGGCAGCUGUAGAAGCUCUCAGCUUUACUAAAUGUUCAUCUACUAUUUCAAAGGCACUGGAAACCUUGAAUUCUUGCAAGAAAUCGGGAAGAGAUCCAACGAAAGAGCUUACUCUUUAUGUUUCACAGAAGCGCAGCAAUGUAUACUUUAGUCAGUCAGCAACUAAUUUAGACAGUGCCUGGAAGAGGAUAGCAGUCAUUAAAAGUGUAUUUUCUAGCCGAGCCCUUCUGAACCUGGGGAACAAACAAGCUAGUAUAAUUGAGUACUUGCCAACUCUUCGGAACAUUUGUAGGACUGAGAAGCUAAAAGAACAAGGAAAAAGUAAAAGAAGGUUCCUACACUAUCUUGAAGGUAUUCAUCUUAACAUUUCGAAAGAGACUGUGAACACUUUGGCAGCUGGCUUCCCUUAA